Molecule: messenger RNA, 782 nt
Organism: Darwinula stevensoni
Lineage: Eukaryota; Metazoa; Arthropoda; Ostracoda; Podocopida; Darwinulidae
Source: the annotation of a GenBank genome assembly
GGGAUCUGAUGAUGAUCGUGGAAUACUGCCCCUUCGGGAGUCUGCAGAAGUAUCUGAGGGCAAAUGAAUCGCACUUCAUCGAUCAGAGAAACCCUCCCAUCAAAACGCUCAACGACAACACCUGGAGACAGCGGCAUCACACCUAUGAUUCUGAAGAUGCUAAACUCAAAGCUAAGAGAGAGGGAAUACAAGGUGAGAGUGAUUCAAAAAAGCCUGCGCUGAAGGGCAACACCAGUCAUAAGUCCUUAGAAGGAUGCGAUCGCUCAAGACAAUUCACGACUAGCAGCCUCGUCUCUUGGGUCUACCAGAUAGCUAAAGGCAUGGAAUACUUGGGUUCCCGAAAGGUGGUCCAUAGGGACCUGGCCACGAGAAACAUUCUACUUGCAGAAGAAAACAUCGUGAAAAUUUGCGACUUUGGCCUUGCCAGAGACAUUUAUAAGGACAGUCAGUACAUCAAGAAGGAGGAUGGUCCAUUGCCGAUAAAAUGGAUGGCCUUGGAGUCCCUCACACAGGACAUGGUUUACACGAGCAAAUCGGAUGUUUGGGCGUAUGGAAUUACACUCUGGGAAAUGUUCAGCCUUGGGAAGACACCAUAUCCUGGAAUGAACGGCGCAGAGCUCGUCCGGCUUCUCCAGACGGGCUACCGCAUGGAGGCACCUCGGUUCGCCGAUCAUCAUAUCCUUGGGAAGACACCAUAUCCUGGAAUGAACGGCGCAGAGCUCGUCCGGCUUCUCCAGACGGGCUACCGCAUGGAGGCACCUCGGUUCGCCGAUCAUCAUAUG